AUCUACGAUCUGUUGGUCAACAAUUUAGAGACUGGCGAGGCACUUUAUGGUGUCGAGGUCGAUUUGAUUCCAUGGGGUAGCGCUGAACGGACCAGGGACACUACCGGAGCACAAGUAUUUGAUUAUGCUUGCGCUGAAAACGAUGUUGACUGUAAGGCUACCAGAUUGCACGCGUGCAUAGCUCGCAACCACGUGACCAAUUACGUGAAUCACCACGAGUUCCGUAUUGCCGUUUGUACGGUAGGCAAAUCGGAUUGGAAACAAAACCCCCUGGCCAACGCCAUAGCAUGUAGUAACGCCAACCCCGAUAUAAUUGACGAUGGUGUCACUUUUGUACUUUGCGCCAAUAGUCGGGAAUUAUCAGAUCCCUAUUUGAAUCAAGUAAUAGCCGCCACCGACACCCUGCACCCGGUGUUUGACUACAGUGAGUAUCUCCUAUGAUUUUUAAUAUCUAGCUACCUUUGAAUUAAUUGCAAAUAAAAAGGU
Molecule: messenger RNA, 486 nt
Organism: Oppiella nova
Lineage: Eukaryota; Metazoa; Arthropoda; Arachnida; Sarcoptiformes; Oppiidae
Source: the annotation of a GenBank genome assembly